ACAGCAACAAAAGAGACAGUGGACCAGGACCGGGGCCAGGACCAGCCUUAAAUCCCGCCCGAAAAGAAGGGCAAUAAAAGCGCCAAAUAAACAUGUAAAAGCACAUUAAGAGUCGGUGUGGGACAUUCGCUCGAUUUAAGCAACUUUAACUGCGCGGAAAGCAACUCGAACUGAUCUAAGUCGACGGUUGACGGUCGACGGUUGACGGUCGACAGGCCACAAACAGACAUGCAUACGUAAAUGGCAGUUGAAAUGUUCUUUUUAUGGGCCAACUCCGAGCCAAAGAGUACAUUGGCGCUUCAUUAAAGCCAACGGCGGAAGCGGAAAUAGCAUUCGAGCAGAACAGCCAUAACAACAGCAGGACCUGUGUUUAUUGGCGCCACGUCAUCGCAGCAUACACAGAAACAAACACACAAACACAGAAGCAAACGCAAAAAACCAACACAACGAGCGGUCGGUCUGCACAUGUACAACAACAAUUGCAGUCAAUUUCGGUGUUGCUGGUGCGGGUGCUGCGGCAAUACUCUUUUUUGCUCUUUUGUUUCUUUGACACUUCGGUCAAAUUGAAGUUUUUUAUAUAAAUGACGAGACGUUCUCGCGUUUGGCACAACGCACCGCAAGCUAAACGAAAUGACAGCCAUGCAGUUUUUAUUAACAACAACAGUGACAGGAGCAGCGACAACUGCAAGAACAACCAGAACACCAGAAACCAGAUCAACACCCACAUCAAUGGAAACUACUUCAACAUAUUGGCAACCGAAGGAACAACCGCACAAUUCGCAUCGAAAAACACGAACGAGAUGCACGUCCGUGUCGAGGUCGUCGCUGUGGAUGCGAAUGCGAAUGCGGAUGCGGACUCGAAUGUCGAUGGCGGACAAUGGGAGAACGAUUUGGGUUGUCGGCUGGAUGUUGACACUCUUGAUUUGCCUGCAGCUGAACACGGCACUGGCGGACGAGGAGUCUCAGGAUUUUCAAAAGAACAUACCCGCCCGAUUGGUCUGGGCCGCCCUGGGCAAGACGGUGGAGCUGCCCUGCGACCUGACGCCACCCACGCCCCAGGACUCGGUGAAGCUGCUGCUUUGGUUCAAGGACACCACCGGCAUACCUUUGUACAGCCUGGACUCGCGUGGCGGAAAUGUGAAAUUGGCCCCACAUGCGGCCAUAGCUAGCGAUCUGGGGCAGCGUCUGUUCUUCAGCAUCGGCGAUAAUCCCAAGGAUUCCCGUCUGCAGAUAAACGAUGUUAAGCCCGAGGAUGGCGGCGUCUACCGGUGUCGCAUUGAUUUCUUCAACUCGCCGACGCGCAACUUCAGGCACAACCUGACACUAGUUGUUCCGCCCGAGGAGCCGCGCAUCUUCGAUGCCCAGGGCAAGGAGAUAUCACAGCUGGCGGGGCCGUUCCGCGAGGGCUACGAGCUUUUUCUCUGCUGCCAAGUGAGAGGAGGUCGUCCUCCGCCCAAGGUCACCUGGUGGCGCGACGACACAGAGCUAAUCGGCACCAGCCACACCUCCGUGGAGGAGGGAGCCACCGUGAUGGUUAAUCAGCUGCUGAUUGGCACCACCACCCGCGACUUCUACGGGGCGCGCAUCGAGUGUCGUGCUCAAGGCACCCGACUGGUGGAUCCGGUCCGGAAGGAUGUCACCGUGCAGGUUCACUUGAAACCCGUUCGCGUGAAGAUUGUCACACCCAAUGAUCUACUGACCGCCGGCCAUCCUGUGCCCAUUCGCUGCGAGUCCUGGGGCUCGUAUCCGGCGGCCAAGAUUGCCUGGCUGCUGGACGGCGAGCCCAUACGAAAUGCCGAGGUUACUGUGCAUAGCGACAAAGAGGAUGGCAACAUCACGACCAGCAUCCUGACACUGAAGGUGACAUCGGAGAACGACAACGCCGAGCUGACUUGUCGCGCCACGAAUCCUUGGUUCUCCGGCGGCGCCAUCGAGGACAAGCGUAUCAUACGUGUGGCAUAUCCACCCACCGUGUCGGUGCACUUGGCCAACGAGGAUCCCAGUCGUGUGGUAACGCGCGCCGAGGGCCAGAAUGUCACGUUCAAAUGCCGUGCGGAUGCCAGGCCUCCGGUUACCAGCUACUCCUGGUUCAAGAAUGGCAUGCGUAUGUCGGGCGAGAGCACGGACAUAAUGCACUUGACGCAGCUGGAGCGGGAGAGUGCGGGUGCUUAUGCGUGUGGGGCCACCAACACGGAGGGCGAGACACGCAGCUCGAGUUUGACGCUGAGAUUGCAGUUCUCCCCGCGCUGUAAGCCAGGCACUGAGCAAACAUCCAUUGGAGCCAUCAACAUGCACUCGAUACAGGUCAAAUGCGAGGUGGAUGCCGAUCCCCCGGAUUCGGUUCGAUUCAGCUGGACCUACAACAACACCCGCAACGUGUCCCCGGUGCUCAACUCGAGGAUACAAUCGAAUGGACUGGCCAGCACGGUGACGUAUCUGCCGCAAACCGACUCCGAGUUAAUAACGCUUGCCUGCUGGGCCAGCAAUGCGGUGGGCCGCCAGACGACGCCCUGUCUGGUGCACAUUCUCCCUGCAAAUACGCCGGAGGCACCGAAGGCCUGCGAAUUGCGCAACGACACCAUUCUGGAGGUUGUCUGUGUGGCUGGCAGCGAUGGCGGCCUCUCGCAAUACUUCAUGCUCGAAGUUGUGGGCGGAGAUCUGCUGUACUCCAGCGACUCGUCGACGGGCCUGGGCCUGGGCCAGGGCCAGGGCCGGGGACAGUUUGGCGAGGCCGUUGGCCUGGGCGACAAUGAGAUAUCCACGCUGAACGAUCAGGCGACAUCUGCACCCAUCAUGCGCAUGCAGGAGAACAGUCCACAGUUUCGUUUGAAUAAUUUAGAGCCGGGACGUGAAUAUCAAUUUUUAGUUUACGCCGUCAACGCCAAAGGACGAAGCGAACCGCCGGUGGUGAUUGAGCGCGUACGCGUGGCCGCACAACUGGGACCAUAUGAUGAAUCGCUGCCCGACGACCCCACGCCCGCAGAAACCACGCAUCAUGGAGGCACCGGCCCGGGGGGCAGCAGCAGUGCCGCCGGAGUGGGCACUGGCGCCAGCAUAGGCAACGGGCCGGAGAAGCAGUCCACGCUCCUGAUACUCGCCGCCACCGUUGUGAUAGGCGCCGUCAUUGUGACGUCAAUUAUCGUGGCCGGCAUCGUCGUCGUCUGCCGGCACAGGCCGCGGCCACCUGAGCCCCAGGAGGUGCGCAAAAGCAUGCGGCCUGCUCGGAACGAUGUGCCCAGCAUGUACAUCGAGGAGGACGAGCUGAAUGAGCUGGAGGAAGGCGGCGGUCGAGCGGCUGAGAUCCGAGCGCGCGUAACGCCCGUUACCUCGCACCUCUGCGGCGGCGGCGGCGGUGGUGGCGGGGGCGGGCUGAUGCCAGGAGUCGGCUCGAGUGGCGGUGCCAUUGUGGGCGUGGCUGGGCCACAUCACUACAUCUCGGAGAGCUUCAUCCAGUACGCGCAGCCCAGUCUAAACGGCGAUGUGCUCCUACCUUUGCUUGUAACGUCCAGCCAGCCGGGCAAUAGCGGCUACCGCCUGGCCUCGCCCGGCGUCUCCACCACCAUCUCGAACGUGGUCGUGGCCGUGCCCCAGACCCAGGCCCAGCCUCAGCCAAUUGCCACAGCUGCUGCUGCCUGGCCGCCCAAAUACCCGGAUCUGAUAUUGCCGCGCGGCGAAUUGGAAUUUACGACCCUGGAUCCCACGCUGAAGUAAUUGUAAAAAGUAAUAAUAAAUAUCCGCCAUAGUGAACAACAGCCACAAUAGACACACACACACACACACCCACACACAGAGAUACUCUUACAGAUCCGCGGUAAGGCCUCAUAAUUCACGGGCAUUUCAUUUAACAUAGCUGUAAAUUUUUAGCAUUAAAUUUAAAUGCAUUAUCGCAAAAAGGUAAAACGUACUACGUACUGGUAUCUGCAAGACGUGCUCGAGGGCAUAGGCUAUAGGUCUAGGGAUAAGCCACCGUUUUGUAAUUGUCAGCCAUUUAAGUGUCAUACGAAACCCAGAAUCAAAACCGAAACCGAAAUCGAAAUACUGCUGCUCUAUAAAUAGGCUAUAAAUUUGUAACAAAAAUCAAAAGAUUCAACUUGUAAAUAGUAUAGACAACACGACAACCAUAGAUACCACCCAUGCAUCUAGAGGGAUUCAGAAACGGAAACUGUUGCACCAUCAAUUGUAUAUAGAGAACGGGCAAACAUUAAUCAAACUGCAUUUAAAUGUUGAAUAUUAACUGUAAUUAAUGAACAACUAGUCGAUAAGCAAUUAGCCAAAUAAGCCUUGUGUAUUUAAAGUGUAAUUAGGACUCCUAGAGCUGGAAAUAUUGGUAAUAAUCAAUGUAAAUGCCAGGGCCACCUCUCUGCCUCGGGGCAAUACUCAAACGAUGGACAGUGCUCGUGUGUACGAGCUUGCUAAUCCAGCAGCCGUUUAAACAGUCUAUGUAUGUCUGAAUAGCGAUAGAAAAAUCCAUUAGUCGUUAAUGCCACAUCUUGUUACUGGCCAGCAAAUUAAAAUGUUACCAAUGUGUAUUUCUGGGCCCCAGGUCCAAGCCAUUCCGACUUACUCCGACAUUUUUCCGCUCAUCUCUGGCUCAUCUCUGUACGAGUGUCUGUGGGCCAGUUCCAGAUGCUAUUUAUACCAAUUCAUGAAUAUUCUAUUACCACCAUAACAGGCUGAAUCGAAACGGAGAUGAAUAAUCAAGACAGCACCAGAGAAAACACAUAGAAAAACCCUAAGUGGGGGCGAUGUUCAAAAGGAUAAUGAAUAAAUGCCGAAUACAUGUCGAAUGGCAGCAUCAAAAGAGCCAGUUACGAGAGCAUCGAACCGCAAAAAGAACUACAACAACAGCCUGCAACUAUAAAACUGAAUUCAUUGUAAAUGUUAUAAAUAACUAAGGUAACCGAGCAGAGCAGAGCACAGCGGAGGAGAGGAGAGGAUAGCAGAGCGUAGAUAAUACUCGUUAUAAAACUAAUAAUAAUAAUUGUAAUAAUGGUACGGCAUACAGUUUACACAAUACUCCAAUGUAAUUCGAAUUCUUAUUUCAAAUAUACAACAAGAAUAAAAGCGAAAUGGCAGACUAGAAAAAAUAUACAGU
This is a messenger RNA of Drosophila persimilis, 5095 nucleotides long. RefSeq lists its product as uncharacterized. The record is from RefSeq and is a predicted model, not a curated record. Lineage: Eukaryota; Metazoa; Arthropoda; Insecta; Diptera; Drosophilidae. The transcript has 18 exons. Bases 631 to 3711 code for a protein of 1026 amino acids. Gene Ontology annotation, molecular function: protein binding.